Messenger RNA from Nomascus leucogenys (northern white-cheeked gibbon), 5547 nucleotides. It is a transcript of the gene AOPEP, whose product is annotated as aminopeptidase O (putative). Gene Ontology annotation, molecular function: metalloaminopeptidase activity; zinc ion binding. Gene Ontology annotation, cellular component: nucleolus. Lineage: Eukaryota; Metazoa; Chordata; Mammalia; Primates; Hylobatidae. The record is from RefSeq and is a predicted model, not a curated record.
AUCCUAAGGGGGCGGGCCUAGCGGAAGGCGGGCCAGGCAGAAUGCGGCCCCGGGCGCGUGUGGAUGACGUCACCCGGCGCGUGCCGGGGUAGCCCGUAGUAACCCCGAGUCUGCGGAAGUGGUGACCCGUGGGACGCGGCUGAGACAGGAGACUGAAAGUUGUGGAACCAUAAUCUGUGACAUCAGUUUUUUUUUUUUUUUUGAUAAGCAGCUAUUUAUGAUUCUGGAAGAUUAAGGCAGAUAGGAAACCCCAUCUGAGAUUUUAACAAAUCCCUCAAACAAUAAACCACAUCAUGGACAUACAGCUGGACCCUGCCAGAGAUGACCUGCCUCUCAUGGCCAACACCAGCCAUAUACUUGUGAAGCACUAUGUACUGGAUUUGGAUGUGGAUUUUGAAAGUCAAGUCAUUGAGGGGACCAUAGUGCUUUUCCUCGAGGAUGGAAAGAGAUUCAAGAAACAGAAUACCUCUGUUGAGGAAGCCUGCCAGUCAGAAUCAAACAAAGCCUGCAAAUUUGGGAUGCCUGAACCCUGCCAUAUUCCUGUGACAAAUGCAAGGACCUUCUCAUCUGAAAUGGAAUAUAAUGAUUUUGCAAUCUGUAGUAAAGGUGAAAAAGAUACUUCUGAUAAAGAUGGUAACCAUGACAACCAGGAACAUGCUUCUGGGAUUUCUAGCUCAAAGUACUGCUGUGACACAGGGAAUCACGGCAGUGAGGAUUUUUUGCUAGUGUUGGACUGCUGUGAUUUAUCUGUGUUAAAAGUCGAGGAGGUGGAUGUUGCUGCUGUGCCAGGUCUGGAAAAAUUUACAAGGUCUCCUGAGCUCAUGGUUGUUUCUGAGGAGUUCAGGAAUCAGAUUGUACAUGAACUUGUGACUUUGCCUGCAAAUCGUUGGAGGGAGCAGUUAGACUAUUAUGCUUGCUGCAGCCAGGCUCCUGGCUGUGGGGAACUUCUGUUUGACACUGACACUUGGAGCUUGCAGAUCAGGAAGACAGGGGCUCAGACAGCUACUGACUUUCCUCAUGCUAUCAGGAUAUGGUACAAAACUAAACCCGAAGGGCGAUCAGUUAAAUGGACCUCAGACCAGAGUGGCAGGCCAUGUGUUUAUACUGUGGGAUCUCCCAUAAACAACAGGGCCCUUUUUCCAUGCCAAGAGCCACCCGUUGCCAUGUCAACAUGGCAGGCUACAGUUCGAGCAGCUGCAUCUUUUGUUGUUUUAAUGAGUGGGGAAAAUUCUGCCAAACCAACGCAGCUUUGGGAAGGGUGCUCAAGCUGGUAUUACUAUGUAACUAUGCCAAUGCCAGCCUCCACCUUCACAAUUGCAGUGGGAUACUGGACAGAAAUGAAGAUGGAGACAUGCUCAUCAAAUGAUUUGGCAACAGAGAGACCCUUCUCACCUUCUGAGGCCGACUUCAGGCAUGUUGGUGUUUGCAGUCACAUGGAAUACCCCUGCCGCUUCCAGAAUGCUUCUGCCACCACCCAGGAGAUCAUUCCUCAUCGGGUGUUUGCCCCUGUGUGCCUCACGGGUGCCUGCCAAGAGACCCUUCUGCGGCUGAUCCCUCCUUGUCUCUCAGCAGCACAUUCUGUUCUGGGAACACACCCGUUCUCUCGGCUGGAUGUUCUCAUCGUCCCUGCCAACUUUCCAAGUCUGGGGAUGGCCAGCCCACACAUCGUGUUCCUCUCUCAGAGCAUCUUGACAGGAGGGAGCCAUCUCUGUGGGACCCGCCUCUGCCAUGAAAUCGCCCAUGCCUGGUUUGGCCUAGCCAUCGGGGCCCGAGACUGGACGGAGGAGUGGCUGAGUGAAGGAUUCGCCACUCACUUGGAGGAUGUGUUUUGGGCCGCAGCACAGCAGCUGGCCCCCCAUGAGGCCCGGGAGCAGCAGGAGCUGAGGGCUUGUCUGCGCUGGCGUCGCCUCCAGGACGAGAUGCAGUGCUCCCCCGAGGAGAUGCAGGUGUUAAGACCCAGUAAAGACAAAACUGGCCACACAAGUGACUCAGGAGCAUCUGUUAUCAAGCAUGGACUUAAUCCAGAGAAGAUCUUCAUGCAGGUGCAUUAUUUAAAGGGCUACUUCCUUCUUCGGUUUCUUAGCAAAAGACUUGGAGAUGAAACCUAUUUUUCAUUUUUAAGAAAAUUUGUGCACACAUUUCAUGGACAGCUGAUUCUUUCCCAGGAUUUCCUUCAAAUGCUACUGGAGAACAUUCCAGAAGAAAAAAGGCUUGAGCUGUCUGUUGAAAACAUCUACCAAGACUGGCUUGAGAGUUCCGGAAUACCAAAGCCGCUGCAGAGGGAGCGCCGCGCCGGGGCGGAGUGCAGGCUCGCGCGGCAAGUGCGCGCCGAGGUCACGAAAUGGAUUCGAGUGAACCGGAGACCCCGAAAACGGAAGCGCAGGGAGAAGGAAGAGGUGUUUGAAAAGCUUCUUCCAGACCAGCUGGUCUUGCUUCUGGAGCAUCUCUUGGAGCAGAAGACUCUGAGCCCCCGAACUCUGCAAAGCCUCCAGAGGACAUACCACCUCCAGGAUCAGGAUGCAGAGGUUCGCCAUCGGUGGUGUGAACUCAUUGUUAAGCAUAAGUUCACGAAAGCCUACAAAAGUGUGGAGAGGUUCCUUCAGGAAGAUCAGGCCAUGGGUGUGUACCUCUACGGGGAGCUGAUGGUGAGUGAGGACGCCAGACAGCAGCAGCUCGCCCGCAGGUGCUUCGAGCGGACCAAGGAGCAGAUGGAUAGGUCCUCAGCCCAGGUGGUGGCUGAAAUGUUAUUUUAACGAGAAGAGUCAGGAACCAUGUGUGCCAGGAAAGGGAAACGGGACUGAGCAUCUCGUAGUGAAACGCCUGCUGCAGACAUGACCCGGCUCCCCUCCAGGAUGGGCCGGCGGCACACAGACUGCGCACUUACCUCACUGCUGGCCUCAUAAUAGUAAUCAGUGUAAAUGGUGUUUCUCUUUCGUUUUGUUAUUUCGUGGCGUUCGUGUUAAAGUGUGUGAAACUACAAGGCCAGCUAGUCCUUUCAUCAUUCCCUUCGGUGCAGGUUUUGGAGCAGCACUGCAGGGCACACCCCUCGCCACUCUUUAUGUGGAAUUUUUGCCCAAGCAGGCAAAGGAGUCAUCUUGGUCACAAGUCUCCCCUUUCCCCCCUCUCCAACAUCUUCGAUCCUGUCCCCACCCCUCCAGAUGCAUCCAGGGGUUGCAAGCCUGCCCCCCAACCAGUCCCUGUGAGGAACAGUGGCCGGGAUUGCUCCCAGGGCCCCUUCCAGCAGGGGGACCCCCUGACUUGAGACUCCCCAAAGGCUUCCCAGGGCAGCUAGAAUCUGCCUGGAGAGAGGGGAUCUUGUCUCCAAAGGUUAGAGGCAGUAAACUAAUAGCAAGGACAGCUGUCUUUAGCAAUUGUGUGUCGCAUGGCCGGUCCCUGCAUUUUUCUUCAGUUCCAAAGCUGCACUGGCAUUUUUAUGGUCACCUCUGGAGUCUCUUUGAUUCAAAAAACUAUACCUCUAGGAUGCCAAAUAAACGAACAACAAACAAACUCCACCUGUUUGCUAGCAUAACAGGCGUGAAGGCGGCAGUGUCGCCGGCGUCCUCCCGCGGAAGCCCGGUGCGCGCAGACAGCACGGGGCGGCGCUGCUCUCAGGUGCUCUGGCUGCUUGGGUUCCUGGCAUGCUGAUUUGUGACUUAAGAUUAAAAUCACAUUGCCAGGGAUUACCACGCAACCACGACCUUGGCUGCUCCUCCAGAAACUGUGGUCGCACUCACUGCAGAUUGGAGAACAGGUGCAUCUCGUAGCUCUUCUUUGGAAACAAAAGAAGCCACCAGCUGAGGAAGAUGCUCACCGGUCACCGUCCCUUUAUUUAUGCCCAGCGAUGACCUCUCUAACAAGGUGCAGAGCUUAGCUGAUUGGUGAACAGUGAUUGGUUUCCGCUUUGUUCACAGUGGCUAAGUUCUGCACCUGAAGAGAAGGUGAGAUGGGGACAGUUAAGUUGGAGCCGCUGGGGCAAAGGCCGUUGCUGACGGGCCGGCCGCUGCUGCACAGUCAGCUUGAGUGCGGAGCGCGAUCCUGGAGGAUGAGAGACCACUUGGCCCCAAGGAUGCACUGUCUCCUGCCAGGAAUGCUAGCCAUGUACUGAGUCCUUAAGUCUGUCCACAGAAACAUCCACUAAUCGGACAUCUGUCUGAAAGGUCAAAUGUAUUGAAAGUUGCAAAAAUUAUUCUUACAAAAAACUGAAACCAAAUGCAUCACCUAAGUCGAGUGAAAUCAUGUGGUGGCUCAUGGCUGUGAGCGGGGCGGGGCGGGGCUUUCGGAGGAGCUCCUGUUGUUCUGGGCGCGGUGAACUCUUUCUUGUAUUUGCAGUCCAGGCCUCCGCGUCUCCUGCGCCAGCGGACGGUGCCCACGGAGCUCCCAGCUGAGGCGCUGCUUCUCCGGGCUGUCGAUUGGACCCGCCCUCCGGUGCCUACUGAGCUGAUAUCAGUUCUCAUUUUACACACUGGCUCAGUUCAGCAGGAACAGGAGUCGAGCCCUUGAGCAAAAAGCCUUCGUGUCUGUAAGUGCCCGAGGCUCAGGAGAGCUGGGGCUCCCACUCACGGCAGACAGGCCCGCGGCCACCCCGGCCCGGCGGCAGCACGGUGCCAGUCAUCUGUAUGUGCUCCUGCGGCGUGGGGGUUUGUAGACUCCGAAAACCCUGUUGGCAGAAAGUUAAGAGCUCCCAGGCCUGAAGGCGGGACACAGUGCCAGCAGGGGGGCAUUUGCCCCCCAUGUGUGAGGGAGGCAGGGCCCAGCUCUCCCACGGCAAGGUGAGCUGAGACUUUCUGAGAGCAGUUAGAGUGGGUGCAGGUCUGAAAUGGGUACUCCUAGCAGCUAUUGUGUACGCAAAGCCUGAGUACGACCUGCUGGUGUCACAGCCACGUGUGAGCAGGCCAGCAUCACACGGCUCACUGUGACUCGUCCCUGAGACUGUGAAAUGGGCCUGGGUCUCCUCCUUGUCCUGCGAUUAAAGUCCUCUCUUGAAAGUGGAGAGCAAAGGCACACAGAGGUGCGCGCUCACAAGAAUUCCUCCCGGUGACUGGGUAAUCAGUGUUACUGCUGUUUCCUUUGCAGGAAAGACCACAGCGAGAUUCUUUCAUUCGUCUCCUCCUAGCCUGGGGGACCAGGCUCGAACUGACCUUGGACAUCAAAGGAGGGAUUAUGUGGCUGCUAAAGCCAUCGGCCCACAGCCCUGUUCACGUCUUGGUGCUUCUCUUUCCCAGAGGCUGGUCCCAGCCAGGCACACACAAAAGGCAGAUUCUCGUAAACGCAGCCUCCCUCCCUGGAGGCUGCCUCCUGCCCUGGAUCUGGAGUGGAGCUGCUCUGGGGUUUUGAGUUCUUCUGCACAGAUGACUAAAUAUAUCCAAGAGACAUUGGAAAACCUGCUGAACAUUUUACAUUGGUCUGCUCAGCACAUGGCUGGAUGUGGAUAUUUCUGUAAUUCCAGAAAGUCACACAGCUCCUCUGUACGAGACCAGUGGGUGCCAUUUAAAAGAACGGGAUGAGAAUCUAAGAUAUAUUAUUAAUAAAUGUGAUGGUUUUUUUGUA